This is a messenger RNA of Sapajus apella (tufted capuchin), 991 nucleotides long. RefSeq names its product small integral membrane protein 20 (gene SMIM20). Lineage: Eukaryota; Metazoa; Chordata; Mammalia; Primates; Cebidae. The record is from RefSeq and is a predicted model, not a curated record. Gene Ontology annotation, biological process: mitochondrial respiratory chain complex IV assembly. Gene Ontology annotation, cellular component: mitochondrial inner membrane. The annotation marks the transcript as partial. The transcript has 3 exons.
CCCCUCCUCCUCGUCCCUCCCCCAAGGCCCGGAAGCGAAAGCCGCUCCGCCUCUUCCGAGUGGGGUCACAGCCCGACUGUUGGUAGCCAGGUUUCCGAGAGUGUGGGGCGGUCGGCGGGUCAGGGCAGCCCCAGGCCCGGCGCCAUGUCCCGGAACCUGCGCACCGCGCUCAUUUUCGGUGGCUUCAUCUCCCUGAUCGGCGCCGCCUUCUAUCCCAUCUACUUCCGGCCCCUAACGAGAUUGGAGGAGUACAAGAAGGAACAAGCCAUAAAUCGGGCUGGAAUUGUUCAGGAGGAUGUGCAGCCACCAGGGUUGAAAGUGUGGUCUGAUCCAUUUGGCAGGAAAUGAGAAGGCUGUCACCAGCCCUGAUUUAGAAAGGAGAUUUCUUCAUAGUUUUAUUCUACAUGGAAUACAGUCACCUCACCAGAGAAUGGUGGCUGGAGGAGAAAACUCUGUCAUGCCAUAAAUAAGAGUGCUUGUCAUAAAAGACUGCGCACAAGGAUUAAUAUGUCCCUUCUUAAGUAUCAAAAGAACUCUGGAACAAAUUAUACCAUUAGGAAGGUUUUCAUGAUUCAGUUGAUUUUCCAAAAAUGAAGCUGUCUCACCCAGCUGGAUUUGGAGCAAUCUGCUUAUUAUUCUGUCGUUACCACUUACCCAAGCGAGCUGUGAUAUGAAUACAAGCAACCAGUGGGCUUGGGAAGGUCCGGGUCUAUUUUGCCAUCUUCCAGACAAGAGAUUUCAGUCAAAAACUGCCAUGCUGAGCUGCCUUGUAGAGCUCUUGAGGAUGUUCAAGUUGAUAAAGCUCUUUGAGGACAAGGUACUUCGUGCUGUUUAAGAAUAAACAGCUUCACCCCCUCAUGCAGAAGAUUGCGCCACGGUGGAAAAUAAAUAUGAAGCAGGUCACACUGGAUGCAUACCCUUGCAUAGAAAUCAAUAAUCAAUUAACAGAAGUGAAAAAUACAUAUUAAAAUGAUUUAUUUCUACUUUGCAA